AUGGAUCAUGGCGAGACCUUUCGAUCGAUCUACAUAAAGCUGAAAACACUUUCCAUGAGUACCCGUUGUCCACAAGAUUUUUCGGAGGUUCCAUCUAUUCUAAUGGAGUACUUUUUCAAUGACUUGUCGGUUAUGCAGUCGAUUCUUCGAAGUCCGAGUGGUGAAUGCAUAGAAGUGGAAGAUGCUGCUUGCAUGAUCGCAUCACGAUUUGCCUUCUCUUCUUUGGAAAUUAUGCAACAGGCAUCUUACGCCUUGUUUGAUCUGGAACUUCAUGGUCCUGAUGCCCCUCGUUUAAUACGAGAAAAUCGAAUAACUACAACGGAUCUCUUUCACAGCAUUGUCACCAAGAGCGCGAGAAAGAUACCGCUUUUCAACACAGAUUCCAUCACUUGGUGCAAUACGGAGCCAAGUACUAUUCAUAUCUUGUCGCAAGAUCUGCUGCAAGCUUGA
Cylicostephanus goldi is the source of this 450-nucleotide messenger RNA. The record is from the annotation of a GenBank genome assembly. Lineage: Eukaryota; Metazoa; Nematoda; Chromadorea; Rhabditida; Strongylidae.